Messenger RNA from Andrographis paniculata, 886 nucleotides. RefSeq lists its product as uncharacterized. The record is from RefSeq and is a predicted model, not a curated record. The transcript has 5 exons. The coding region runs from base 102 to 716 and encodes 204 amino acids. NCBI's taxonomy places the organism in Eukaryota, Viridiplantae, Streptophyta, Magnoliopsida, Lamiales, Acanthaceae. Gene Ontology annotation, molecular function: fatty acyl-CoA hydrolase activity.
AAAGGAUUAAUUGAAACGAUGAACCGCGCGACGGCAAUCAAGCUAACACAAACAGACAGAGAGACAGACGGCACCGCAGUCAUUCAUCCCAUCCUUCCAGAAUGGCGGAGUUGGAGUCAGUGAGGAAGUCUGUGGAGAAGACAUGCGAACCGCACGAAUUCACCGUCGAUUCCAUGCCUACAAGAUUUAUAGAGCCUGUUGUGAUGCAGGGCCUCAAAGUCCAUCGCGUCCAACGCGGCCUAAUCCUCUGCUCUUUCACCGUCCCCCCUCGCCUCCUGAAUACCGGGAACACGUUGCACGGCGGAGCAACGGCGACGCUUGUGGAUAUUUUAGGAUCUGCUGUUAUCUACACGAUGGGGUCUCUGGCUACGGGUGUCUCGGUUGAGAUCAGCGUCUCGUAUUUGGAUGCUGCUCAUCUUGGUUUUGUGGGGGUGGCGCCAAUGGUGGCGACGGGUCCGGUGGCACUGGAGGUGGUGGCAUUCCCGGUGACAACUACGUUCAGCAAGGAUUAUAAUGAGAAAGCGGGAAGGAAGCCGAGUCAAAGAAGACAUUUUCCCACAGAGCGAAAUACGGAGGAAAUUGAGAUAGAGAGCAAGGCGUUGCGCGUUGGAAGGGCUAUUGCAGUUGCUAGCGUUGAACUGAGAAGCAUCAAGACUGGAAAGAUUAUUGCUCAGGGGCGCCAUACUAAGUACCUUACGCUCCAGAGCAAGAUGUGAACCAAGUAAAGUAAUUAAGUAGGGGGGAUGGGGGGAUCAUAUUGGGAUCAUCAUGUGCAGGAGUGAGUAGGGUUGGUUGGUUGGUUUACUAGUGUCUCAUGUUUGCAUUGAGAAAUGGUAAUUGAAGGCAUUAUUAUUAUUAUUAUUAUUAUUAUUAUGAUCUUUAUUGA